AUGGUCAAUGUCGUAGAUGGCGCAUCCGGCGACGAGCCUCGCGGCGCCCUUGUUCCCUUUGCGUUCCCGCUAGCCGACAACGACAAGGAAGUCAAGAAGAUUCUCAAGACCGUCAAGAAGUCCGCCAAGUCCAAGACGCUCCGCCGCGGUGUCAAAGAAGUCGUCAAGGCGCUGCGCAAAUCCGCCGCCGCAGGCGCUGCUUCCACCCUCAGCGACCCCAGCGCGAUUGUCGUCAUUGCCGCCGACAUCUCGCCCAUGGACGUCAUUGCGCACAUCCCUGUCCUUUGCGAAGACCACAACGUGCCUUAUAUCUAUAUCAAGAGCCGCGCGCAGCUCGGCGAGGCUAGCGCUACAAAGCGACCUACCAGCGUCGUCAUGAUUGGCAAGGACAAGCUUGGCAAGAAGGCGGGAGAGGGCGACGACGAGUUUGCCGAGGCGUAUGCUGAGCUUGUCAAGGUUGUGGCUAAGGCUAGUAAGACUGUGAGGAAGUAA
Bipolaris maydis ATCC 48331 is the source of this 492-nucleotide messenger RNA. RefSeq names its product 50S ribosomal protein L30e-like protein. Gene Ontology annotation, cellular component: ribonucleoprotein complex. The record is from RefSeq and is a predicted model, not a curated record. NCBI's taxonomy places the organism in Eukaryota, Fungi, Ascomycota, Dothideomycetes, Pleosporales, Pleosporaceae. Gene Ontology annotation, biological process: ribosome biogenesis.